AUGAUACGUUUUUACUUAAAGACUGACGACACCGUCAUUCGCCCUUUGAAAGUGAAAUUCGAAGGAAUAACUAAAGCAUCGACACAUGGACAUUACUUAUGUGGCAAUGACAGCAGCUUUACUUGGCCCGUCGAGAAUUAUCUUGGGACUGUCAACGGCUCAGAUAGAAUUUACAUCUCUGCUUCCGCUGACCUCCUAGGACCGACCCUUGAGAACCUGGGAAACCUGAUCCGAAUGCCUUAUGGCUGUGGUGAACAAAAUAUGCUGAACUUUGCCCCAAACAUAUACGUGAUGCAAUACCUGGCAUCGUCAGGUCAGCUCACUCCCAACGUCGAGGCUCAGCUUCUGAACUACAUGAAAACAGGCUACCAGCAAGAGCUACUCUACCAGCACACUGACGGAUCCUUCAGCGCAUUUGGUAAUUCGGACGCCUCAGAUCUACUGGCUCACAGCAUUCGUGCUGAAGUCCCUCAGUCAAGCGAUAGUUACAUCACUGAGGUGUCGAUGGUUGCAGCAGCGUCGCUCGCGCCUCUCACGGCCUACGUCCUCAUAUCUCUUCUGGAAGGAAAUCUGACAGUGGACCCCCAGGUCAUAGCAAACGCCGUCGCUUGCAUCACCACAGCCACCACGAGCAACAGCACCUAUAUCAAGGCCCUGACGGCAUACGCUCUCUCCUUGCGGCGACAGCAGCGCUGCUGCUACGCUCAUUUCAGAUGUGUACAACAGUUUGACGACAUCAGGAAGUCCAGGUCUGUCUCAGGCUCUGACGGUUGA
This is a messenger RNA of Macrobrachium nipponense, 774 nucleotides long. RefSeq names its product alpha-1-macroglobulin-like. The transcript has 6 exons. The record is from RefSeq and is a predicted model, not a curated record. NCBI's taxonomy places the organism in Eukaryota, Metazoa, Arthropoda, Malacostraca, Decapoda, Palaemonidae. Bases 1 to 774 code for a protein of 257 amino acids.